AAUUUAGUCAGUAUGCGGCUUUGAUUCAUGCACGUUGAUUUACCAGAAAUUUGUGAACAUUUGGUGGAUCGUUGUCGUUCUGAAAUGAAAUGAAUUCUUUGAAUACUGACAAAAAAAAAUUUAAAAAGAAAGAACUUAGAUAAAUCGUAAAAAAAACUUCAGCAAUGAACUGAUACUUAUUGUGUGCGAUACGAGAGAGAAGAGAAAGAAUUCUUUUGUGUGAUUGUGACUGUGAUAAUUCUACAUUAAAGUGAUUUCGUUCAAAGUUUUUUUUUAGAUAAAUAGAUCUAAUGGAAGAGCCGAAGACCGAAGAGGAUCCGAAACCAGGAGAGGGCAAAGAAGUGUGGACUACUGAAAAUGAUAGCAAUGGCAAUGAAACGAAUUUAUCUAGAGUUUCGACAGCUACAGCCGCUACACGAAAAACAAUUAGACGAGAAAAUCCAUAUUUAGUAGGAGUUCAAUCCAGGUUUCGAAGAAAAUAUUUUCACAAAACAAUUUUUUCGGUACUCACCAUUAUAAUAGUUGUGUUGCUGGUAGUGAUCAUUCUUAUGGCUGUCUAUUAUAGAUACUUUGAAACAACGUGCCAAACGAAAGAUUGUCUUAGAGCUGCGGCCAAUUUACUGCAGAGUAUGGAUAGAACAGUGGACCCAUGUGAAGAUUUUUAUAAAUUCACCUGUGGAAACUGGGCCGAAGAGCAUCCAAAGCCCGAUUCGUCCAAUUCAUUUGAUUGGUUCAAUGAGAAGCAGAGCAAAAUUCUUCGGAAAAUUCGUUCAUUUCUUCAAUCGAAUGUAACAAGAGAAGAACCGAAUUCGGUUUCGCAGGCAAAAAUUAUGUACCGGGCCUGCAUGGACAUAGUGGCCAUGGAUAAGUUGGGACUGCAACCAGUCAUAGACUAUCUGAAAAAGUUUCGAUUGCCCAGCACACCCACUAUUUUGAAUAUAACCGACAAUCAUGUUGUUCAAUAUCUAAACUACUCCUUCGAUUGGGUACAAUCCAUUGCCGUCAUAAAAAAGCAGUUCGGUGGCGAUUUGAUCAUCGGAUUUGAUAUAUUUCCAGAUCCGACGAAUCGAACGAUAAUGAGAAUCGUUGUGGGAACACCCGAAUCGGAAGCGAUCUUACCAUUCAAAACGAAAUAUGAAAAAAUUUUGGCCAAAGCCGAAAGGAAACAGGUUCUAGACGAUGUUGAUGAUGAGGAAGAUAAUGAAUCGGUUGAGGCGUACAAGCAAUAUAUCGCCGAAGUGAUGGCCACUUUGGUGUUCUACGACAAUCCGUCCAUGGAUUUGGAAAAACAUAUUCCGAAUAUGAAAACCGCUGCCGAAACGAUUUUGAAGAUAAGCAAAACUAUCUACGAGAUGAACAAAGAAGCAGAAAAUUCGACUGUGAAAAAUGAAAAUGAUCCACUAGCCGACCUAGUGUUCAUUACAGCUAGAGAACUGCAAAAUCACACGGACUCGCUGAUUUUACCAAAAUCAGUGCCGAUCUGGAAGAAGUACAUGGACAUUUUGUUCGGCCAGUUCAAGGAAGUUCAACUGGAUUUAAACAGUGAACUGUUACUGACUAGCAAACCCGACAUCAUGUACCUGCAGAAUUUGGUCAAGUACUUUGCUGAGCUGCCCGCUUUGGACAUUGAAUUGUACAUUUGGUGGAAUGUCGUCGAAGAACUGGUGCUGCAUACCACUUCCGAUAUUAGAAAACUGCAUAACGACUACGCCCGUAAAAUAACGAAACUGGAAGGUGGCAUUUCCCGAUCGGAAUAUUGCACUGGCGGUGUGAAUAAGCUGUUAGGGAUGGCUGUGAGUUAUGCUAUAGCGACGCCGGAGUUUUUGAUCUACACACGGCCGAAAGUAGUGACAAUGUUGAACAACAUUCGGGAAGCAUUUAACAAUUUGGUCAGAGAGACCACCUGGAUGGAUCACGGUACAAAGUGUUCGACACUGGAAAAAUCCAUUGCCAUGGAUAGUUUGAUAGGAUUUCCGGACUGGAUAGUGCAGCCGGGAAAAUUGGACCGUUUCUACAGUGGGAUUAAAUGCAAUGAAACGACUCACUUGAAAAACAUGAUGACCGUCGUUCAGUGGGAAAUGGAACGAAAAUUGAGAAUGUUUAAAAUGACCGAUGAAUAUCAGUGGGCGACAACGCCGACGAAUGUUAACGCCUUUCAUACAUUCCAGUCGAAUGCGAUAACUGUUCCCAUAGCCAUUCUACAGUAUCCGUUCUAUGAUCUUGGUUUGGAGGCACUGAAUUAUGGAGCCAUCGGGACGAUUCUUGGCCAUGAGCUGACUCACGGAUUUGAUGAUAUGGGUCGAAUGUUUGACAAAGAUGGCAAUCUGAGACAAUGGUGGACGAAUAAAACGAUCCACGAAUAUGUGAAUCGAACUGGUUGCUUCAUCAAUCAGUACAAUGGCUACUACUUACCUGAAAUAUCCGAAUACAUAAACGGAGAGUUAACAUUGGGCGAAAAUAUCGCCGACAACGGGGGAUUGCGUGAAGCAUUCCAUGCCUAUCAACUCUACAAAGACUCAUUCGGUUCCGAGCCAAAGUUACCCGGUUUUGAAGACUAUACACACGAGCAGUUGUUGUUCAUCUCAUUCGGAAAUCUGUGGUGUGAAACACAAACAAUGUCUUCAAUAAAAUGGGCUCAACAGGAUACGCACAGUCCGGGCCGGAUACGUCUGUUGGGCGUGCUGUCGAAUUCGCCGGAAUUCAGUGACACAUUCAAGUGUAAACGAGGAUCUGGCAUGUAUCCGUUGCAACGAUGCAGGAUUUGGUAAUUCGGUUUUUGUGAUAGUUUUGGACUUUUCGUAGUUUUUCUCGAUGAAAGAGUCCUUGGGUCAGAUGAACGAAAAAUUUGUUGGCGUUUCGGUCGUCUGCCCUUCGGAACAAACGUUUAAAGAGUUGUACGUGUGAUAUUAUAUUGAAAAAAUUGUGUGGCCUUCUGAUUUGAUUCUAAGUGAAGCACCAAGUUUUAUUGUAAAAAUUAAACUUACAAAAUAAAAGCUCAGGCACUUUUAAAGUAAAAGAAGAAUAAAAAA
This is a messenger RNA of Bradysia coprophila, 3029 nucleotides long. RefSeq names its product M13 family metallopeptidase neprilysin 5 (gene Nep5). Gene Ontology annotation, biological process: protein processing. Gene Ontology annotation, molecular function: metalloendopeptidase activity. NCBI's taxonomy places the organism in Eukaryota, Metazoa, Arthropoda, Insecta, Diptera, Sciaridae. Gene Ontology annotation, cellular component: plasma membrane. The record is from RefSeq and is a predicted model, not a curated record.